GAUUGCAGUUUGACUAUCAAAUUGAAAGGACGUAAAUUUCGUGGAGUAAUCAAAAUGAGUUUUCUUCCUGAAUCUUUUUUCUUUUUAAUUAGUUUUCUCUUUUUUGUUUCGGUAUCUUCAUCACCUCGUCAGGACAAAUGCGUUGAAGGCUGCAUUGUCGAUGGAGUAUUCUAUGAAAGUGGCUCGGACAUACCAAAGUCCAAUCCUUGUGAUAUUUGCCAAUGUUUCGGAACUGAAGUGUCUUGUGCUGAAAUUGAUUGUCCUUUUUUUAACAAUCAUAAUCCACCUUGUGAACCAAUUUACAGCCCAGACGAAUGUUGCCCAGUUAAUACAUGUGGAUGUGAAGAAGCCGGCAUUUACUAUUUAAGUGGUGAAAAAAUGCCAAGUGAUUACCGAUGUCAAAAUUGUACUUGCAUUGAAACAGAAAAAGUCUGCGUUUUCCUACGUUGCUAGGAACCAUGACUUGUA
Molecule: messenger RNA, 468 nt
Organism: Clunio marinus
Lineage: Eukaryota; Metazoa; Arthropoda; Insecta; Diptera; Chironomidae
Source: the annotation of a GenBank genome assembly